UUAGGUGAUGAGCCUCAGAUCACUAAGGUAUCCAGACAUCUUUCCUGAAAAGCUAUCUCCUCCAUGGAACCUAAAGGAAGUAGUCUAGACGCUCUAGCCGAAUCUGCUCUUUUCACAGGGGUCUAUCAAAGGUGAAACUGUUGGAGAAUUGUUUUGGAUUAAUAUUUUUUACCCUAGAUGCCUUAAGUCCUGAGAUACCAUAGGUGCUUAGAUAACUUAGAUUAGUUCGUCAGUUCGUUAGUUACUCUUGGUUAUUAGAUACCUCACAUCCCGUAGUUCUUUAGAUACCUUAGGUCCUCAUCACCGAAGAUCCUAGGAGACAAACAAAUCAAAGAACAGGUCUGUUAUGUGUUGGCGUCCUGUCUUAAAGCUGAAAUGGUUGAGGAAGGGGCGGGGCCUCACCUGCCCGGAGGGGAGGAGUCUAAGAGUGGCCGAGGGGCGGGGCCUGAUCUGGAGGCGGGGAGAGGACGUGGUCGCCGGGACUGCAUCGUUUGCUUUGGCGCCUAUGACUUGUUACAGCGGUUACCACGACGACUCAACUGUGGUCAUACCUUCUGCCAAGCAUGCCUGAGCCGACUGGACACAGUCAUCAACGAGCAGGUGUGGCUUCCCUGCCCCCAGUGCCGUCAGAACACGCCCUCUCCGCGCGGAGGCCCCGCCCACCUGGACCUGGACCUGCACUGCUUCCUGGCACUGCGGGAUGCUCGCUCCCAGGAGAUGGGGUCAAGGGUAGGCAGUGAGAUCACAAGCAGGAUGACCUUUGAUGAGGCAGGCUUCAAAGGGGCAGGUUUGGAGGCGUGGUCUGGGGGCCCAACAGAGACACGCCUCCAUUAUCGCCUUGGCGGCGGUCUUGGGGGCGAGGCGAUUGGGCUGCCAGGAAACGUCCCCCCUCGAUGCUGCAGGUUCUUCCACUACUGCUGCUGCUGGCUGUGUUGGGGACGGAGCUAGCAUAGUGGGAGGAGUCUUCCAAUACCACGGUCUGUGUUGGGGCCAGAUCUAACAGAAUGGGAGGAGCCUGUGGAUCAAGAAAGGAAGGGCCCAAAUAAGGACAAACACGUCAAGUCAGAAUAACUGGGACAAGAUGGAGCUGAAAAGGUCGAGAGAUGUCUUUAAAAGAUAAAUAUUAAAAUGAUUUGUUGUAUAUAACAAUAAUAUAUUAGUUGUAUAUAGUGUUAUAGAUGCAAUAAUACAUCUUUAUCAGAAAUGUCAAAUUAAUAUUUCAAUCUAUUUAUCAUAUUGUAUUCUGCUCUAGUUGUAAGAGCCGUCUAUACCGAUAUCUAUUGAAUAUACAAUAUUGUACUAUUUUUUUUACAUGCUCUAUAUACAAGUUUGUUUUAAUUCAUGUCGGAUCCUAUUGGAAGGAAUAGGAAUUUUAAAGGUGCACUAUCCAACCUUUUAAAUUGCAUGUUUUGUCAGUAGAUGUCCGAAUAGGAUGUAAACAUCAUCCCCAACCCCCCAACCAUCACAUCCACUUAACCAAAGGAAAGUACCGGAGUGCAACUAUGGCCCUUUUGACGCUUCAAACCAGCAUAGUACAUUUUACAGUAGGCUAGUGAUGGGGUAGCCCAGAAAUUUCCCGAAGCGUCAAGCGAAGAAGUAGCAAAUGUAUUUUUGGAAAUUGUCUACAAUCAUAUACAGUAAUUUGUAAGAAAGUGCUUGAUUUUCCUUCUACAAAA
Gadus macrocephalus (Pacific cod) is the source of this 1676-nucleotide messenger RNA. It is a transcript of the gene rnf224, whose product is annotated as ring finger protein 224. The record is from RefSeq and is a predicted model, not a curated record. The transcript has 2 exons. Bases 376 to 948 code for a protein of 190 amino acids. NCBI's taxonomy places the organism in Eukaryota, Metazoa, Chordata, Actinopteri, Gadiformes, Gadidae.